Hyaloperonospora brassicae is the source of this 1863-nucleotide messenger RNA. The record is from the annotation of a GenBank genome assembly. Lineage: Eukaryota; Oomycota; Peronosporomycetes; Peronosporales; Peronosporaceae.
AUGCCCGCGGCGCCAGUCACGCGCGCGCGCGUCGCUCGGCCGUGGACGCUGCCGCAGUACACAGAGCUGCCGAAGGACGAGCGCGACAUUGUGCUGGACCGGCUGCAGAAAGAAGUGGCCCUCGUGCCGACUACGCGCCGCUACAGCGUGCGGGGCGUGAACCACGUGGCCAGAGCCAUUGCGAAACGCGACGUGGCGGUCGUCGUGUUCGCCGCGGAUCCCGAGUCGCGCGCGUUCGGCCACGUGCCGCUGCUCUGUCGCCUGCACGACGUGCCCGUGUGCGUGCUGCACGCGUCGUCCCAGACGCUCGGCCGCCUGUUUGGGCUUUCGAGGCUCGCGGCUGUUGCGCUGCGGCGAGCGCCCGAGACGAGUGCAGCGACAGACCCACAGAUGGACGCAGCGGCGCGCGCGCGAGAGAUCGAGAGGCUCGAGAGCAUUACGGCGUUCCUGGUGGCUAAAGCCAGUACCCGCGUGAGUACUUGCAGCUGUCCACGUGGUCCCGUUCGCAGGAUCGCACUACUGCGCAAGGUGUUGGUGGUCAUUGGCACGACCGGUGCAGGCAAGACGAAGCUGUCGGUGGAUCUGGCCAAGGCCGUAGGUGGAGAAAUUGUCAACUCGGACGCAAUGCAAAUGUACCGCGGACUCGACGUGGCCACGGCCAAGAUCACAGAGCAAGAGAAGCAAGGGAUCCCGCACCACCUCUUUGACGUAGUCGACCCGAGCUCUCGCUGUGACGUGCUGGAGUUCAAACGCCUGGCCUUGCGAGCUAUCGACGAUGUGUUGGCCAGAGGCAGGGUCCCUAUUGUCGUUGGCGGUACCAUGUACUAUACGCAGUCGAUUCUCUGGAAAUCGCAGCUGCUGGACGACGUGCCACUCAAGGCGUCAGUCGCGCCGCAGCUGCAGAAGCAACGACAAUGGACACCGGAUGCUCUCUACGCUAGACUGCAAGCCGUGGACCCGGUCAUGGCGGCUCGACUGCAUGUCAACAACGUGCGCAAGGUGGAGCGCAGCUUGCAGGUGUUUGAGCAAACAGGCGUGCCGCAUAGCGAGCUGCUGGCACGGCAGGAACGGGAUGCGCGCAACGUCGAGAAGUAUUUCGACGCCUGUGCCUUCUGGGUGCACGCAUCGAAGCCGGUGCUGAGUGAACGUCUGGUCAAACGUGUGGACACGAUGCUGAGUUCUGGCCUGCUCGAGGAGAUCCGCGGUUUGCGCGCGCAGUUGAAGGAGCAUCCACCACGGCUGCACCCGGACAUUGACACUGAAGAAGCACAGAACUCUGUCGGUAUUUCGCAAGCUAUCGGGUACAAGGAGUUCCAGCCGUAUUUUGACGCGCUAGAGGCUGCUGCCGGCAAGCCGGACGAUCCACAGGCGCUUGAGACCAUCUUGGACUCGUGUAUCGAACAGCUCAACAUUGGCACGCGCCAGUAUGCUCGCCGACAGCUCUCGUGGAUUCGGAACAAGUUUGUGACGAAGAACAUACCUGUCUACCAACUGGAUAGCAGUGACGUCACGAAAUGGGCCACGCUCGUGGCGGACCCUGCGAUCGAGAUUGCUCGCAAGUUUGUGAAAGGCGAAGCGAUCUCGAGUCAUCAGACCGUGCAGCAGCAACAGCCUGAAGCUGCGAAGACAGUUUCGCUGGAAGACAAGUUCGAGAAGAACUCGUGCGCGGUCUGUCAUGGACGGGAGUUCACGGGCAAGAAGCAAUGGGCUGAGCACUUGCGCUCCAAGGGCCACAAAUUCCAUCUCAAGCGGAUAAAACUCCAAAAGGAGCAAGAAGAACGCGAAGUACUUCUCGGCAAGAAGCGUUGCGAAGAGGAAAAAGACGAGCUCGACUUGCAGCCACAAACCGAUACAGAGUCAUAG